GCAGAUCCUUGUUAGUUUUCUGUACAACAUAUGAACAAAGGCCUGCCCCUUUUCAUGAGGACUUCUCUACCGCCAUCGUUACUUUACGUGUAAUCACGAUUACUAAAUCGGAUUACGAUACUUUUAUUAUACACCAAGACAUCAGUAACGGCAGAAAUAGCGUCCGAAAUGGAUGUGGGUCAAAAUGAGACCAGCGGCGAAACCAAAUCGGCCAUGCAUACUUGGCGUUAUCGCCACCAUUUCACGUACAAGGCAGAUCAAGGAAAAAAUAUCAUCGUCCAGUGUAAUCUGUGCCUGCCGAGGGUUAACCUCCUGUCCACGUCGAAGACUUCAACAUCAAAUCUAAAGAAGCAUUUAGACAGAACACAUUUGGGCUGUGAAGCCAGGCCUGAUGCCAAGAGGGGAAGGAAGAAAGAAGAACACAAUGGUGAGGAAAGCAGACACUGCCAACUUAAAAAACUUAAAGCAGAAAUCAUCUCCAAAUGUAUGACCCAAGCGAAGAUUGAUGAUCUUAUCUUCAACUUCAUUGUUGAAGACUGCCAGUCAUUUUACCUGUUGGAGCAGCCUGGCUUCAGGAAGCUGAUUGCAGGUUUAACUGAGGGGCUGAAGUCCAUGGACAGAGUGACCUUAUUUACAAAGGUCGACCAGGGGUUCUCCAAGAUGCGGGAAGAGCUGAUGUCAAAAGUCAGCAGCAUCCAGUAUGUGUGCACCACAGCUGACAUCUGGACAGCCAACAACAGAAGCUUCUUUGGGAUGACAUGUCACUGGAUUGAUCCAGAUUCUUUGGAGAGGAAAUCUGCUGCACUGGGCUUUGCACGGCUGCAGGGCAGGAUCACAUAUGACACCAUUGCUGGGCGGAUACAUGACAUCCAUGUGGCAUACAAUAUUGAAAGCAAAGUUCAGACUACUUUUACUGAUAAUGGCAGUCCUUUUACCAGCGUGUUCAAAGAGUUUGCCUUGGACAGCCAGGAGAGUGACGAUGACAUUGGAUUCUAUGAGAAUGUGAGCACUGUACUCGAGGGAGAGCCAGAGCAGGACAUGCUCCUGUUCCUGCCCUCAGUACAGCGCUGUGCAUCACACACCCUGGAGCAGAUUGUCACUGAAGAUUUUUGGCAAGCUGUGUCACAGGGGCCCAUGUGCCAGCUACAUUACAGCUCAAUGGCCAAGGUGUUUGCCAUAUGGAGCAAAUGCCAUCAUCUUCAAGUAGGUAUGGAUGCCGCUGAGGAGAUAGGAAAGAUGGCACUGGUUGUUCCUGCUGUUAUCCGCUGGAAUGUGGAGUAUUGUGCUGUGCAGAAGAUUGUUUCGCUCACUGAGCGUGAGCUGACAGAGCUAUGUGCCCGUCUGGAGGUCCCUCGUGUGCAGCCAGAGGAGAUGGCCUUCCUAAAAGAAUAUGUGACUGUGUUCCACCCACUCGCUUUUGCGCUUGAACUUUUCCAGGCGGAGCAGAAAUGCUAUUUAGGCCUGGUCAUCCCAACGGUGCUCAGUCUGAAGAACAAGCUGAAUGAGCAGAAAGACGCCGCAAAUUACUUUGGUGAUGUCAUCAGUGCCAUUGUAAUGGCUAUUGAUAUGCGUUUCCAAGAACUGUUUGCCAGUACAGAAGCAAAGAUUGCAACAGCGACGACCCCUCAGUUUCGUUUGUGGUGGAUGGCUGCAUCUGAGCGGGAGGAGAUGUGUGCCCUGCUGGCUACAGAGGCAUCCCAAGUGGAUCUGUGCAAUGAAACCGAGGCCAACACCAGCCGCAAUUUGUCAACAAUUGAAUCUGAGGACGAUUUCUUCAGCUACGGGCCUGUGAAGCCUACCGCUCAGAUCCAGCAGCGGGGGGUGACAGAAGAGGUCCGCAAGUAUGUGGAGGGAACGGGGAAGAGCCUCGAGUGCCUCCAGGACUUCCCUAGAGUGAAGCAGCUCUUCCUAAAAUACAACACCACACUGCCAUCCACAGCGCCUGUCCAGCGUCUCUUCAGUCAGAAAGGAAACCUGGUCACGUCACAGAGAAACUUUCUGACCGAUGACUACUUUGAACGCAUUCAGCUUUUGAGAUACAACAGUAAUGUGUGCUCUUCAGUCACCAAGUAAAUACCGUGCUUGUGACUCUUUAUCUGUCUCUCAGCCUUUUACAUGAUGCAGAAUCAAACCGUGUUGGGCUAAAAAUCUAAGUCAUUACAGUGAAGAACCCUGAAUAAUAUUAACUUUCAGACAACCUAGAUGUGUUGUCUAAUAUUCCAACCUUUACCUGUUUUGAUAAGCAUCACAUAUAUCUUCCAGUCCAGAAUGGCCUAAUUGUAUGUGGAAAAUAUCUAAUUGACAAUCACAGAUGAUAAUGACAUUCAAGGACAGAAAAUACUGAAAAAACAUCUUUCUAUCUGUGCUGUUGUUGUGAUUUCAAGUAGCCACAGGGUUAAACUGAAGUGAUUUUGUCAUUCAUUUAAGAUAGCUUGUUUUUUUCUACAGCUGUUGAAUGAGAAUGCAUCUCCUGUCUGUACGUUUUAUAUAAUCUAUAAAGAUAUAAGGAAAGAGA
Messenger RNA from Sphaeramia orbicularis (orbiculate cardinalfish), 2515 nucleotides. It is a transcript of the gene zbedx, whose product is annotated as zinc finger BED-type containing X. Gene Ontology annotation, molecular function: DNA binding. The record is from RefSeq and is a predicted model, not a curated record. Lineage: Eukaryota; Metazoa; Chordata; Actinopteri; Kurtiformes; Apogonidae. The coding region runs from base 169 to 2073 and encodes 634 amino acids. The transcript has 2 exons.